UCGGAAGGUCCCAGGUGUGCGCACCUUCAGGAGGCCUCAGGGAAGAUGGCGGCCCUAGGGGACCAUCAGGAAUCCCCUCCUGCCCUGCCCCCUGUCAGUUUCUCAUCACCGGGGACACCUGGAGCCCACCACCACGAGGCCCUGCUUCACCUGCAUGAUCAUCAACCUGACCCCCCCGGCUCCAGCCCUGAGGUGCUCUCCCCGCCCCAGCUGGAGGGGGAGCUGUCGGCCCUGGAUCCCCAGGACGUCCGCGAAGUGGAGAUUGGGAGAACCACCUGCUGGCGCGAUUCCGAGUCGGAGCCUGAGAAGGCAGCGCCGUCUCCCCAGCCGGACGUUCCUGAGGUGGAGGUGGGCCAGGACACCGGGGUGCUCAAAAGCCUGCUGAGGGCCCUUCACCGGAGACCCAAGUGUGGGGACAGCUUUGAGCCAGCGGCCAGUUUGGAUCGGUCGGCGGGCCAGCCACCAGGGGCAGGACCCCGCACGCAGAAGAGGGGCGCCUGGCGCACGACGCUGCUGCCCCAGGGAGCCCCCGGGACCGGCGCCGGCGGCGGCAGCCCUGAGCUGGGCAGCGGCUUUGGCCUGGGCGUGGGGUUCGGGGACCGGCAGGGCGGCGCGCGGGGCGGGAAGCCGCACCGCUGUGAGACCUGCGGCAAGAGCUUCAAGUACAACUCGCUGCUGCUGAAGCACCAGCGCAUCCACACGGGCGAGAAGCCCUACGCCUGCCACGAGUGCGGCAAGCGCUUCCGCGGCUGGUCGGGCUUCAUCCAGCACCACCGCAUCCACACGGGCGAGAAGCCCUACGAGUGCGGCCAGUGCGGCAAGGCCUUCAGCCACAGCUCGCACUUCACGCAGCACCUGCGCACCCACAACGGCGAGAAGCCCUACAAGUGCGGCGAGUGCGGCCAGGCCUUCAGCCAGAGCUCCAACCUGGUGCGGCACCAGCGGCUGCACACGGGCGAGAAGCCGUACGCCUGCAGCCAGUGCGGCAAGGCCUUCAUCUGGAGCUCCGUGCUCAUCGAGCACCAGCGCAUCCACACGGGCGAGAAGCCCUACGAGUGCCCCGAGUGCGGCAAGGCCUUCCGCGGCCGCUCCCACUUCUUCCGCCACCUGCGGACCCACACGGGCGAGAAGCCUUUCGCCUGCAGCGCCUGCGGCAAGGCCUUCGGCCAGAGCUCACAGCUCAUCCAGCACCAGAGGAUCCACUACCGGGAGUAG
Messenger RNA from Trichechus manatus latirostris (Florida manatee), 1215 nucleotides. RefSeq names its product GLI family zinc finger 4 (gene GLI4). Gene Ontology annotation, biological process: regulation of transcription by RNA polymerase II. Gene Ontology annotation, molecular function: DNA-binding transcription factor activity, RNA polymerase II-specific; RNA polymerase II cis-regulatory region sequence-specific DNA binding. The transcript has 4 exons. Gene Ontology annotation, cellular component: transcription regulator complex; PcG protein complex; chromatin. Bases 46 to 1215 code for a protein of 389 amino acids. The record is from RefSeq and is a predicted model, not a curated record. NCBI's taxonomy places the organism in Eukaryota, Metazoa, Chordata, Mammalia, Sirenia, Trichechidae.